AUGGAUUACGAGGACGAACUUAGUGCUCCAGUGUGGGACGACCAGGGCCCACGCGAAGAAAGCAAGACAGAAGACGAGCUUUCCAAAACAUUCGCUAAUCUGAGCACAGACCCUGCAGUCGAAGAACACGAAGGAAGCACUUGGAAUGCAAAGAAUAUAGAGCAUGAAGAGGAGGUGGAUGAGGUCCAAAACCAUUCGAAAAACCUAAUUUCGUCGUUGGCACCCGAAGAAGAUCCCCUCAGCAGUCUUUCAGUAAGCGAAGCAGUAAGAUCUCCGCAAAAGGGCGAAGCCCUUUUUGGCGACUCGGGAAGUGCACCGCUUGAAGCCCAUGAGGACACCUCCAACGAAGCUCACGAAACGUCCGCUAUAUCCAAGAAUUACACGAAGCCCAAGAGACUCUUUUCAUCAGCUCGUUUGCGCCGCCACCCCCUCACAGCGGAACAGAAAAAGGACCUUUUCCAGGACCCAUUAGCUUCAAGUCCCUCUACUCGCGAGGAAGACGAGUUUGUUGAGGAGACUUUAGAUUACGAACCUUCCCCAGAGCGUUCCAAAACCGACAUUCUGCGCGAAGUUGAUGCGCCUCUGUUCAAAGUUGAUCCGCGCAAGAACCAGAGUUUGACGCCCUCUAUCAAGAAAGUUGCUGAUGUUGGUGGGGACGAGACACAAGAAAAUCCUGAUAAUAAGCUUCUGGAUCAGGAGACCCCCAACAACUAUAGCAUUGAGGUUAUUGACCCCUUAAAGGUCGGCGAUCUGACUUCUGCGCACGUCGAAUAUACCAUCUUCACAAAAGACAAAAACUCAAAUCAACCCGAAUUCAAAGUUCAGAGACGUUACAGAGAUUUCAGGUGGCUUUACAGGCAACUUCAAAAUAAUCAUUGGGGUAAAAUUAUUCCUCCUCCACCUGAGAAGCAGACUAUGGGUAGGUUUGAAAAUGACUUCAUCGAGAAUAGAAGAUUGCAGAUGGAGCGCAUGCUAACUAAGAUUGCUCAAGAUGCGGACCUGAGAGAUGACACAGACUUCAUACUGUUUUUGCAAAGUAACAAUUUCAGUCAAGACUCAAAAGUUAGAGAACACCUAACGGGCUCGAACGCAUCGGGUGACAGCAAUGACAUAUCUGAAAUUCACAUAAGUGAAAUAGAGUUGCUUGGGCAGGAAGAUGCCGCAAAUGUUAUGAAGAAUGGCGGGCUUGACGAGUCUCAUAAGGGCUUUAUGAAUAUCUCUUUCGCGUCAGCUCCAAAAUACAAUGAACCUGAUUCUUUUUUUGUGGAACAAAGGCAGGCAACUGAACUACUAGAAGAACAGCUGAGGCAACUUUGCAAAUCGCUGGAGAUUGUCGAUGUUCAGCGUAACGACCUAGCUUCUGUGACUGAAGAAUUUGCGCAAACCAUAAAAGCUCUCGAAGAGCUCGAGGUCUCGAAAAAAGGCUCUGAACUCUUGGCAAACUUUGCCGAUGUGCACUUGAGAAUUAAAGAGUCCUUGCAGCGCAGUACCUUGCAAGAAAGCUUGACUCUUGGGAUUACCAUCGAUGAUUACCUGAGGUCACUUUCAAGCAUUCGGGCAGUCUUCAACCAGAGGUCUAAGCUCGGGUACUACCUUGUCAUUGUUGAAAACGAUCUAGCUAAGAAACAAUUGCAACUAGAGAAGAAUAGCACAAAGGGCCCUUCAGACAAGGUUGAAAAUCUGAGCAAGGAAGUUAAAGUGUUACAAGCAAGGCACAUUAAAAUUAGACAAAAAUGGCAAGAAGUUGGCGACACCAUCAGGAAGGAGCUUCAAAGACACGAUCGUGAUAAAAUGAUUGAUUUCCGGAACAGCAUAGAAAUAUUCUUGGAAUCGAGUAUAGAAACGCAAAAAGAGUGCAUCGAGUUGUGGGAAACAUUUUAUCAAAACAAUUUAUAG
Messenger RNA from Lachancea thermotolerans CBS 6340, 1896 nucleotides. It is a transcript of the gene VPS5, whose product is annotated as sorting nexin 1. Gene Ontology annotation, molecular function: phosphatidylinositol binding. Gene Ontology annotation, biological process: retrograde transport, endosome to Golgi; protein retention in Golgi apparatus. Bases 1 to 1896 code for a protein of 631 amino acids. NCBI's taxonomy places the organism in Eukaryota, Fungi, Ascomycota, Saccharomycetes, Saccharomycetales, Saccharomycetaceae. The record is from RefSeq and is a predicted model, not a curated record. The transcript has a single exon. Gene Ontology annotation, cellular component: endosome.